This is a messenger RNA of Pomacea canaliculata, 2180 nucleotides long. RefSeq lists its product as uncharacterized. The coding region runs from base 277 to 1476 and encodes 399 amino acids. The transcript is spliced from 9 exons. Lineage: Eukaryota; Metazoa; Mollusca; Gastropoda; Architaenioglossa; Ampullariidae. The record is from RefSeq and is a predicted model, not a curated record.
CCAAGAUUCGGGUGUUGAAGAUGAAGAAUCACCUGCGGCGGACUUGGAUGUUCCUUUUUCCGAAGGUCACGUGGACGCAGAGCUGGACUUGGCGGGAACUAUCUUGCUGGUGUACCGUCCCAUGCAACAGAAAGUAGAACUUGGUGAAGGCUGUAAUAAAAUAGAAUCCGCUGUGGGCAAUGGGGUAACACUCGGUGUGAACGAAGUCUUCAAAGGAAAAGUGAAAGGGCAACUUCAGAUCGAGCCAGUGUGCCAGUGCAAGACUCUCAAGCGCUGAUGGAGUCUGGUGUAGUGGAGGACUGUGAGGUCCAUUCUCAGACAGGCUACCACAAAUUCCAGAUGAACAAGGAGGAUAUCACUCCCGAUAUCGAAAGAAACCUUCGACUGACGGUGCCGAGUCCUCAAGGCUACAAUGGCGGGGACCUUGCCGUGUGGUCCAGGACGAUAUCAGUGGACUCGACCUCGGGGUCAGAGAGCGACGUUGAGGACGACGAAAGAGAGGCGGGGCGAUGGCGCAAGGUUGAGGUCGUCAAACUACCGAGAGAGGCCAAGUGCUUCCAGAUGCCCGUCGCCAUUAAUCAGACGAUGACAGCGAUGGAGGUGACGAAGAACGUACCCGAAGAAAGGCUUCGCCGGCGAGUGGCUAAACAGUACAAGAUGCGGAAAAACAAACCUGUUGUCUUCUUCGUUGCUUCCAGACCAUGGCCAGGUUGGCGGGAGUGCCAGGAGCUGCUGGUGGUAGUGACGUCACCUGCACACCUGUCCAAUCAGCUUCGCAAACACCUGGUGGGGGGCUUCAUGGCUCUCCAGCUUAGUGGUGAGCUGUUUGUACCUAAGGUGACCUCCUUUCUAAUCAUGGUCGUUGGGGAAGUUCUCAUCGAGCAUGGGGACAGAGAGGCCGUGCUGAGUUAUCGCUAUGGCAUGAAAUGGCCUUCCACUUCCGGUGGCGACUUCUGCAAGUUCGUGCUGCGAGGAAGACAAGAGGUUCGCGUGCGAGAGGGAGGUUUCUCUAUUUCCAAGAAGAUAAGGGGAAGGAAUAGUCAAGACUAUGUCUGGAAGGAUAUGGGCGUCCUCAGAUUUAACCUCAGCACGGACAGACAGUCUUUGACAGGGGCUGGAACAGGAUCUGAAAUUGCAGACAGGAUGGAGCCAUUUACUGACGUCCUGCUGAUGGACAUCGCCAACAAAGUCCUGGCAUCAGAAGCUCAGCAGCUCAGCAUCCGCAUGGGGCUGACCAGGUCCGAGGUGGAUGCUAUAGUCAGCGACGAGAGAACACGCUCUCCGGUCUUCCGGACAUUCGAAAUGUUGGCAAGAGUGCGAGGAAAAUGUCCGACACUUGUAGACUUUGGGACACGUCUGGUCAGUGCCUUGGUGUCCAUGGAGUGGACUGACAUUGUCGAAUGGCUGCUGAAUCAAGGAGGAAUUAGAAGAUGGUCCGGGUUUGCCGAACUAAAUAAUGUAACCAAGCAGAAUUGAACGGAUUGCGUAAAAGGAUUGUCACCUUAUCGAUGACUGAUCAAAGUGUCUGCCUGAGUCACUUCCUAAUAGUUUAAAAAAAUAGUUUUCUUCACCGUCCAUCGGAGACUCCUGAGUAUUUUAUAGCCACUACCUGAUGAACUGCUCAGUAUUUUACACCCAUCCCGAUGUUUAAAAAAUCAGUUGUAAACUCGUUUUAAUGCCAGGAAAACAAAUAGAUAAAACCUCGUUUUAAUAACAAAAAAAAACCAACAACAACAACAACAACAACAAAAACCCAAAAAAACCAAAAAACAAAAACAAAAAACAAAAACAAAACCAACAAACAAAAACAAAACAGACGUGAGCUGGUUUCGACAUUCUCUUUCUAGCUCAUUGCUUCAAAUAUUUAUAAUCAAAUUUGCCUAUAUUUUCUCCCUAAUUAUAGCCCUUGUCACAUGUGGAGGCUUCACUUAUUAUACUGACUGCUAAAAAUAUUAAACAAGAUGUUUACAUCCUCAUACUUUUCUUGCUUUUUGGUAAUGUACUCUCUUGAGUAAAUAUAAGCAAUAGAAAACACGGGGCAACGUUUUCACAUCAUUUCAGGGAAGUAUUUAUCCUUUUAUUUGCAGAUGAUAUUUUAUUGAUGUCAGAAACUGUAAUGUGACCACAGAACUGAAUAUAUUACAUAAAGAAACAUAUUAAACUCUUGGUCUAGAUGUUAA